Molecule: messenger RNA, 1035 nt
Organism: Dioszegia hungarica
Lineage: Eukaryota; Fungi; Basidiomycota; Tremellomycetes; Tremellales; Bulleribasidiaceae
Exons: 1
Coding region: 1-1035 (344 amino acids)
Source: RefSeq, a predicted model, not a curated record
AUGCCCCUCAACAUCACAUGGGACGAGCCCCGCCCCGCCUCCUCUGGGCCGCUGAUCACCUUUCCCCCUCAACCCCUGGUGACCGACACCUCACCCCGCAAACUUAAAAAGAAGGUCUCGUUCGCUCACUCAAUCAAGUCGACUACGUCGGAUAAACCGGACCAUACUGCUGCGGAGACCACGCCACAGAGUAGCCCGGACGAUGGGAAGGGGGAGAGCAAGUCGGGAUGGCGGAGUAAAGAGAGGGGUGGUGAGUCGGGGAAUGAGGAGGAACCUCCGGCCUCCCCCUCUGGGAAGUCGGGCUGGAUGAGCCGGUUUGACUUCAAGAGCAAGAAGAGCAGGCCACUCCCCCUUCCUGAUCCUGAUCUCGUCGACAGUCCCUCCUCACAUCCCGCACCCGCGGCCACACCAGUCCCUCACAUCGCCGAAGCUGAACCCACAUGGCAUCAUCACGACCGGUACUUCCCCACCUUCUCCGAAUCCGACAUCUUCGGCGCCCCCAAGCCCUCUCCUGCCACUUCCGCCGCCGGCGCAGGGUACCGCUUCGUCUCUCCCUUCGAAAACGCCCUCACUCCCAUAGAGCAGCAGGCGAAAGAACACUCCACCCUCUCCGGCCGGCCCGUCAUCGUGCACUACCCGGAUCUGCCGGCGUUCAAGGACUACCUGGCGGGCAAGACACCCGAGGCGAUCGGCUGGAAGAGUCCACAGUGGGGCACGGAGGGGUGGACGGGGUAUGGCUGGGGCGGAGAGGUCUUGCCUGAUAAAGAUGGGAAAACGUUCGGGGCUGCGAUGCCGGAGGGUGUGCUUCCACCCGUACCUGGUGGCAAGAAGAAGAAGGGGAAAGGGGGAGGCGGGGAGGAUGGGGAGGGAGGGGAGGGUGGAGAGGGCGGGGAAGAAGGCGAGGACGGUGAGGAUGGGGAGAAGGAGGGAGAAGAGGGUGGGGAGGCGGGUACGGGCGCGGGUGGCGAUGCAGGGGGAGGUGGCGGCGGCGGGGGCGGAGGGGGUGGCAAGAAGAAGAACAAGAAGAAGAAGUAG